Molecule: messenger RNA, 2896 nt
Organism: Mauremys mutica (yellowpond turtle)
Lineage: Eukaryota; Metazoa; Chordata; Testudines; Geoemydidae
Gene: PAX3
Product: paired box 3
Exons: 10
Coding region: 1-1458 (485 amino acids)
Biological process (GO): regulation of transcription by RNA polymerase II; anatomical structure development
Molecular function (GO): DNA-binding transcription factor activity, RNA polymerase II-specific; RNA polymerase II cis-regulatory region sequence-specific DNA binding
Source: RefSeq, a predicted model, not a curated record
AUGACAACUCUAGCUGGAGCUGUCCCAAGAAUGAUGCGACCAGCUCCCGGGCAGAACUACCCUCGCAGCGGAUUUCCAUUGGAAGUGUCUACUCCUUUAGGCCAGGGCAGAGUCAAUCAGCUCGGUGGAGUUUUUAUCAAUGGCAGGCCUUUACCCAACCACAUCCGACACAAGAUAGUGGAGAUGGCCCAUCACGGGAUCAGGCCCUGUGUCAUCUCUCGCCAGCUGCGCGUGUCCCACGGCUGCGUCUCCAAAAUCCUCUGCAGGUACCAGGAGACUGGCUCCAUCCGGCCGGGGGCCAUCGGGGGCAGCAAGCCCAAGCAGGUGACGACGCCGGACGUUGAGAAGAAAAUCGAGGAGUACAAGAGGGAGAAUGCCGGGAUGUUCAGCUGGGAGAUCCGGGACAAACUGCUGAAAGACGGGGUCUGCGAUCGAAACACGGUUCCCUCAGUGAGCUCCAUCAGCCGCAUUCUGAGAAGUAAAUUUGGGAAAGGAGAAGAGGAGGAGGCCGAACUGGAAAGGAAAGAAGCGGAGGAGAGCGACAAGAAGACCAAGCAUAGCAUCGAUGGGAUCCUCAGCGAACGAGCCCCACUCACACCCCAAUCUGAUGAAGGCUCUGAUAUAGAUUCUGAACCAGAUUUACCUUUAAAAAGAAAGCAGCGUCGUAGUCGAACAACCUUUACUGCAGAACAACUAGAAGAACUGGAAAGAGCUUUUGAGAGGACCCACUACCCUGAUAUUUACACUCGGGAAGAACUUGCACAGAGAGCCAAACUUACUGAGGCUCGGGUUCAGGUCUGGUUUAGUAACCGUCGUGCUAGAUGGAGGAAACAGGCGGGGGCCAAUCAACUGAUGGCUUUCAACCACUUGAUCCCAGGAGGAUUCCCACCCACUGCCAUGCCAACCUUGCCAACAUACCAGCUGUCUGAGCCCUCCUAUCAACCCACCUCCAUACCACAAGCUGUGUCUGAUCCAAGCAGUACAGUCCACAGACCUCAGCCGCUUCCUCCAAGCACUGUACACCAAAGCAGCCUCCCUUCAAAUCCAGAGAGCAACUCUGCGUAUUGCCUACCCAGCACCAGGCAUGGAUUUUCCAGCUAUACAGACAGCUUUGUGCCUCCAUCCGGGCCCUCAAAUCCCAUGAACCCUGCCAUUGGCAAUGGCCUUUCACCUCAGGUAAUGGGCCUCCUGACUAACCAUGGUGGUGUACCUCACCAGCCUCAAACUGAUUAUGCCCUCUCACCCUUAACUGGGGGCCUAGAACCAACCACUACUGUAUCAGCCAGCUGCAGUCAGAGAUUAGAUCAUAUGAAAAGUUUAGAUAGCCUGCCUACAUCACAGUCCUACUGCCCACCAACUUACAGCACCACCGGUUACAGUAUGGACCCUGUCACAGGAUACCAGUAUGGACAAUAUGGACAAAGUGCCUUUCAUUAUCUGAAGCCAGAUAUUGCAUAAAUGAACUGUCCACUUCAAGUUAAAGCUUGUCUUGUUUCUGGUCUCACUCCAGUGCUUGGAUGGGAGGGAUCUUCUCACCAAAAUGCAACCCAAGCUGGGGCAAUCACAACAGAGAUACAGGAUCAUUCUGUUCUUUUCUCCCGUCAUUGCUUUCGAUAGACAUUUGGACAUGUUGGACGUAACAGUUCAGAAGACAAAGACCAAGAGCAAUAAAAAAAUAAACAAAUAAACAAAUACAACACAGUUCAGCGUGGGCAGGUAUAAAAAAUGCUGAAGAAUUUAAAAUCACUGACUGACAAAGCAUUCCAUUUUUACAUUGCUGAAAAAGCAUGCAUUGAUUUGGACAAACAAAAUAUUCUAAAACUUAACAGUUGAGCUCUGCAAACUCAGACUCUUGACAUCCGAUGCUGACUUUAUUCUAACGUUAAAACUGCUCAGUUUCUGAAGCAUGAGCAGGAGAACAUUUUGCUUUUACACACUGGAAAUUGACAUCAAGAAGAAAUGUCAUGGUCUGUAGGAAGCUAGGAUAGAUGUAAAAGACUUCCAGAACAAGUUAAUGGUUAUCUUAUCAUUCUUUUGUAAUCAUAUUGUCAAGAAAUGUCACAUACAAGUUUUGCUUUACAAUGAACAAGAUAUUGUGUAACAUGAAGAAAUUUUUUUGCAAUUUGUGCGUGUGAAGUUUUCCUAAUCCAUGUUACGUUCUGAAACAAACAAGGAAAAGGAAACAACAACAACAACAACAAAACAAAGUGACUUUGAUUUCCACAACUGUCUAACAAUGUGCAAUACUGUGUACCUCACACAAGCUUUGGGAUUGUCCAAAGUGAUAUAGAUAGAACUAUAUUUUUGCAGGUACUUUUAUUUUUGCAGUACAUAUUUCAUUAUGAUAAAAUGCAGAAGUGGUGCAGUCCGCAGUACAACAGAAUCUGGCUCACGAGUCAUGACCAUUUUCAGGAAACAAUACAUUUGAAAUGAUUACGUUUACAUUCUCUUUUAGUGAUGUACAGGACAUGAACAGAGAUGUCCCUGUAUCUGACAUGUACUUUUAAAUUAUACAGUGAUAGCUAAUAUAGAAAAAAAAAUAAUAGAAACCGAGGUUUACAUAAGUUUGUGUUGUGACAUUUUAGAAUGUCAAUAAAUUUGUGUUUUGAAAUGUUAAGAGGAACAGGAAGAUGGAAGGCAGUGUUAUUUAUUUCUCUUUAUUCUUGGAACAAUGAAUGAGGUAGGACACAUACAUUCCUUUUAGCAUUAAGGACUAUGAAGUAGUGAGAUAGUGAGACUAGGUGUAGUACAGAGAUUAGUUCACACAUUGAUCUUAAAAGGUGAUGGAACAAAAGAAAUAUUAUCUUUGUGUUGCAGCCUCUACCAACAACACAUGUGUUGUAAAAAAAUGUCUUUCAUGUAAAAAGUGCAGUAAAUAUUUACUAUUUAUAAUGAA